This is a messenger RNA of Leishmania braziliensis MHOM/BR/75/M2904, 3384 nucleotides long. Its product is annotated as putative protein kinase. Gene Ontology annotation, cellular component: cytoplasm. Gene Ontology annotation, biological process: protein phosphorylation. Gene Ontology annotation, molecular function: ATP binding; protein serine/threonine kinase activity. Bases 1 to 3384 code for a protein of 1127 amino acids. The record is from RefSeq and is a predicted model, not a curated record. NCBI's taxonomy places the organism in Eukaryota, Euglenozoa, Kinetoplastea, Trypanosomatida, Trypanosomatidae. The transcript has a single exon.
AUGGCCACCGUAGACACCGUCAAAGGGCGGUACUCGUCCUACAAGCUGCUCAACGAGGUCGGCCGCGGUGGCAGCGCACUCGUAUACCGUGCGCAAGACGUGGCCACACACAAGGAUGUUGCCGUGAAGCAGCUCUUCGGCAACCGGCCGCAGGACAUAGAGGACUGGCUACGCGAGGUGGACGCCCUUCACUCACUUAACAGCCAUCACUGCCCGCACGUGGUGAAGUACGUGGACCACAUGCAGCAACACGAUCGACUCUUCCUCGUGGAAGAGUUCACCGAGCACGGGUCGCUGCUGCGACGUCUGAAGAAGAAAGGCAGAUUUGCGGAGGACAUUGUUUGCCAAUACGUCUAUCAGGUGCUGACCGCCCUGUACCACAUGGCCCCGUGGGGCGUCGUACACGGCGACCUGAAGGCGUCCAACAUCCUUCUCUUCGAUGGGGAUGUUGUGAAGCUGAACGACUUUGCACUACGCUCGCGUGCCGAGGACGAGCACGAGGAUGCAGAGCGGCACAUCACUGCUUCCUCCACGUCGUCUGCCGAAGCAUCGUCCCUCACGAGGGGCAGCCGCGCUGGGAGAAGCACUAGUGAAGAGGGUGCUGGCAUCGCCCUCUCGGGGUUCCGUGGCUCCGCCUACUGGGCAGCGCCGGAGGUCCUCAGCGGCGCCUCUAAGGCAACGGCGGCGAGCGACAUCUGGUCGGUGGGCUGUCUCGUGGUGGAGCUGCUGACGGGCACCCCGCCGUACUUCGAACGCACCAUCCACAACGCCAUCUAUCACAUCCUCAAGGGCUAUUACGAGGUGGUCGGCGAAAGCGAGCCCGGCCGUUGCGGUGCUGGCGGCACCUCGCGCGCCGCGGCCCGCUCCGCGGCCCCAAGCGCCACAACGGGCCCUGGCGACGAUGACGGACCGCGCGGGCCGCGGAAGAAGAAGAACGGAGUGAAGGAUGCGAGUGGUGCGGGGUUACCAAAGGUGGAUGCUGCGUCCGCGAGGAAGACGACGGCCGCGACGAACACUCCCAGUCCGGCGAAGGAGGUGGCGGAUGCGGCCAGGACAGCGGCAUCUGGGGGCACUGCAAGUGCAGUAGACCGACAUGAAGUGGCCGCAUCUCUCUGUGAGGUGACACUUCUCCCACCGCUUCCCAAGGAUCUGCACGUCAGCAACGAGUGUAUGUCGUUUCUACGGAUGUGCUUCCGCCCCCGCGCGGCGGACCGGCCGUCGGCUGGAGAGCUGCUCCAUGAGCCGUGGUUCCUGAACUGCGCGGUGCCGCAGCUUCUGCGAGCGGCGCGGGAAGGUCGGCCUAUGAACGGAACCACAGGGGACGAGAUCAUCGCCGGCAGCAGCGGCAGCCGCUUUGGGGUGAUCGAGCAGUGGGUGGAACGCAACCUAGCUUGUGAUGACGAGAGUCGGUGCGAGGCGUGGCUGAACAGCGACGCGCUGCCGCUGCUGGUCCCGGUGUUGACCCCGCGUAUUAUGACACCCAAAUACAUUGGAGACGUAAUGGGGCGCUUUUCCCACUUUGCCGAGGGUGGUUCAUCCUUGGCGACGCUCUUUCUGAACCGGCUGGGGUCGACCGAUCUCUGGGGGGUGGAGGAGUUGACGUCGGCGUGCGACGCGGACCACCUCGCCACACUCUUCCGGCGGUGCUGUGCGACGCAAGAUGCACAGGUGUCCGUGUACACUCCGACAGACCCGCGUGCACUGCGCUUCGUCUUGGGCCUGGAGAAGGAAAAGGUCCUGGCAUGUGUGCGCGCGCUGCACUCGCGCCUCGUGCUGGAGCCGGCGGCUGUGGCGGUGACUACGACUGCGAGAUCGCCGACCGCCGUCACGGACGAUGCCGCAGUUGAUCUGAACGACCGCUCCCCCACCUCGUGUGGCCCCGCAGCGCCUGCGCAUGUGACUCCGGCUUGCGCGCCGGCAUCUCUUCAAGAACAGCACGAGGAACAACAGUAUGCCUGUGAACGGCUACUCAGCGACGGCGGCGCGGCGGUGCUGUGCCAGUGCGUCGAGGCACAGUGCAAGGCUGCCUUCUUGAGUAACACAGCGCCGAUGAUGGGGUGGGACACGAUUAACCUUUUGGUUGACGUGCUCUCCACCAUCGAGCCACUGGCGGGUGGGAAGAUGCUGCUGUGGGGGAUCAGGAGUGGCCACAGCUCCCUGAACGCCACUGGAGGCGCAGGUAGUGGUAGUGGAGCUUCGGUUGUUAGAUCACUGACGGUGGCGGCAACCCCACGCGGAGGACGAGGUGGCGAGAUGAACAGCACCUGGGACAAGUCAUCGCCAGCGACGGGUGCCCCAUCUUUGUCGUCACCGCUCUUGGUGAACCCACAGGGGUCAGUGUCGGCGGCAGGCAGUGGCGGCCAGCUGAACUCCCUAAGCAGCACCAUGGGCUUGGGGCACCGCACUGUCAGUGGGCUUUCACCAGAGCCAGUGGAGUGGAUCACCUCCGUGUCGUGGCUGCUCGCAGUGCAGGAAGCGGCGCGGCACCUGUGCGAGGCAGCGGUGCGCCUGCUUACCCGCUACAUUCCAGUCGCCAGAGAGUGCAGAGCCGAGCAUCUCGAGAAGGCUGGUGUCAGCCUAACGGCAACGCUGGUCCUCGUAGCCUCGAGCGAGGUGGUCAGCACCGAGGUGCGAUGCGCAGCCGUCGAAGCUCUGCCACAACUGCAGGCGAGCUCUCUCCGUGCGGCUCGGUACCUGCGCGACCCAGUGCGAUGUAUUGCCCUGCUGGCCCUCACCCUGAAGAGGUCUUACGGUGUCCCUGCCCUGACAUCGUGUCUGCUCACAGCCAUCACCACCAUGACGACCGAGAAGCAGAUGCUAGCGGCCUGCACCAGCUGCCCGUGGGUGUGGGAGGCACUAGUGUCCUUGUUGGGGGAGGUGGAAGCAGCCGACAAUACCGUUGCCGCCGAUUGCAACCGUAGCCAAUCGGUCUCCCACAGAGUCGCUAACACCAACGUUGGCCCGUCCGAGGAGGGUGACGCCCCGUCUGCUUUACCAGUAGUAUUGGCAAGCCCUACAGCAGUCAAAUCACCUAGCGCAAGCAGCAGCAGCAGCAACAGCAGCAGCGCUUCCGCUGCCUUUGCCGACAUUAUCGUUGUUCUCUUGCGUUGGUUCGCAGAGGUGACGCCGACAGCGCUGCUGAGCAGUGCAGCAGCAGCAGCGGCAGCGGCAUCGGGGGCAUUGCCUGCCCUCGGUCAUUCAGCCGCGCCCCCACCCCUCUCUGUGUUGCUUCAGUCACUUCGCCGUCAGCUCAUAGCGCUGUCGCAGAACAGUCUUGUCUGUCACGGUGAUCUCAUACCGAAUGUAGCAAAGGUGCUGCGGCAUUUGACUCCUCUCGAAGCCGCCGCCGUCGCCGCGUCAACGCCGACAGUGACGGUGGCAUGA